Messenger RNA from Aspergillus alliaceus, 1329 nucleotides. RefSeq names its product lactate 2-monooxygenase. The record is from RefSeq and is a predicted model, not a curated record. Bases 26 to 1237 code for a protein of 403 amino acids. Gene Ontology annotation, molecular function: oxidoreductase activity; FMN binding. NCBI's taxonomy places the organism in Eukaryota, Fungi, Ascomycota, Eurotiomycetes, Eurotiales, Aspergillaceae. The transcript is spliced from 4 exons.
UGACGUUAGUCAGAGCUCGUUAAAUAUGUCAGAAAGAUAUGGAGAUUACCAAUCCUUCAUCUAUGGCCGCGGGGCUAUCGAAGGCAUUCGACCGAAUGUCACUACAGAUCCUCGUCUUCUCGAGGAGCAGGCGCGCAAAGCAUUAGGUGAUCGGUCUUUCAAUUAUGUUGCUGGAGGAGCCGGUGAAAAGGCCACCAUGAACAGUAAUCGACUGGCGUUUCGCCAAUGGAAGCUAGUCCCGAGGAUGCUGCGGCAGGUGGAUAACCAAGAUCUUUCCGUAGAACUCUUUGGCCAGAAGUAUCCCAAUCCUGUCCUGAUGGCACCUGUCGGUGUUCAAAGGCUAUUCCACGAGGACAAGGAAACAGGUCUAGCCGAGUCAUGUGCAGAUGUCGGAGUCCCAUAUACUCUCAGCACAGCCAGUACGAGUUCCAUUGAAGAAGUGGCUACGGCGAACGGAGACGGGAAGCGAUGGUUUCAACUGUACUGGCCGCAGGAUGACAAUGUCACGCUCUCAUUGCUGAAGCGCGCGAAAGAAAAUGGAUUUUCUGUUCUCGUAGUAACUUUAGACACUUGGUCCCUUGCCUGGCGACCGGCAGACCUGGACAAUGCUUAUGUCCCGUUCAUUAAGGGGGUUGGAAACCAAAUCGGCUUUUCCGACCCUGUGUUUCGCGCAAAGUUUGAGAAAGAAUCCGGCUCUAAGAUAGAGGAAGACAUCAUCGGAGCUUCUCGGGCGUGGGUCUCUGACGUGUUCCCUGGUCAUCCGCAUACAUGGGAGCAUAUCGCUUUCCUACGGAAGAAUUGGGAUGGUCCGAUCGUUCUCAAAGGUAUUCAACACGCAGAGGAUGCAAAGCUCGCUCUCAAAGCGGGAUGCGAUGGUAUAGUUGUUUCAAACCAUGGAGGUCGACAGGUGGAUGGUGCCAUUGGCUCAUUGGAUGUGCUUCCCGAAAUUGUGGAAGCCGUCGGUGACAAGAUGACGGUCCUAUUCGACUCUGGGAUACGGACUGGUGCAGAUAUUGCCAAAGCCUUAUGUUUGGGGGCUAAGGCAGUCUUUGUAGGGAGGCCCGUGAUAUACGGACUCGCUAUUGAUGGAAAAGAGGGAGCAAAGUCCGUAAUGAGAGGUUUGCUGGCGGAUUUGUGGCAGACUAUGAGCUUAGCCGGCAUUUGCACCGUUGCCGAGUGUUCUCGAGAUAUGAUCAGGAAAGUCCAAUAUCCUGGAGAUGUGACGGCUAUGCUGUGAUGAGACGAUGGCUGUCGUACAAAGGUCCGUCAAAAGUAGAUAGAGUAUACUUUGGUUAUCUAACUUUAUAUACAAGUUGCUGUGUUAUUAUA